AACUUUUAUAACAUAAAUUUCAUUAUUAUCACGACGAUUAGAAAUAUUAUUCUAAUUAUCACUCUAUAAUUUAAAGUCCCGUAAAUAUCAUCGAACCACGUGGUUUGCUGUCCAUAAAAUCUCAGAGGACAGACGCUAUAGGCAAUGUGGAGUUCGAUGCAAUGCUGCAAAACAAGAAAACGUUAUGAUAUCAAAAUAAUAAAGACUAAGUAAUGUCGUCUGUGACUAAUGUUCGAUUUUACACAAAUAGAUCGAUUCCUAAUCGUCGGGAAAAAAUUUCUGCUCUUAACAAAAAAUUAUCAUUUUAUUUGAGAUAAUAUUUUUAGAAAAGUGUAAAAUGUAAUUUAUCUCAAGUUCAUUAAGCUGUUAUUAUAUAUUAUAUAUAUAUAUAUAUUUACUGUGAUAAAUAUAAGAAGCUUGGAGAUAUUUAUCUUGAUGAUUUUGGGCAUUUCGUCCCCUAACAUUAAAGACGAUAAAAAGAAUAAAGAGAUGAAGAAAAACCGUUGAGUGACCCUAGAAGCAUUUACGAAAUUUUAUCACCAGCGGUGUGAGUUGAAUCGUUCGAAUGACCUCGAGGGAUGAAAAAUAUUGAAAAGACACUUAACGACACCUUAAACACGAUGAUAGAAGCCUCAAGCAAUUUUAGAACACGGCUACUUUUAAAGGAAAUGGACGAAUUGAGAGAACGUAUCGUUGAGCAGUGGGAGCAUCGGUUCCACAGUCGGUUUAUUAAGAUCGGUGUUCUCUCUGACAUGAAAAAAAAAGGUGUAAAAUGAAUCGGCGAGAAGAUCCACUGCUUCGGCAGCAUUGUAAUCGUCUACUCCAACUUGCCGAAACAACUAACAUCAAACCUGGACAUGGAAGUAGCAAAAGACGAGGCCAAAGAUCGUCCCACGGAUUCAGUUCAAGCAUCAAUGCCCGGACCACGCUUCAAGAUAUCGUCAGGAACGAUCCAGGAUACACGGCUAACAUUGAACAUCUUGUUUUUCCGAAUCGUAAGGGUAGUAAUCCGAAUUUAGCUAGUCACAGUGGACCUUUAUCUUCUAAAGCUAAAUCAAACAAUCCUGGAAAUUCUAAUAAUGCUUCGACGACUAAAACAAAACUCGUUGAAGUAAUCGCUCAUCCUUAUAUUCGAGGAUUAUCAGAGGAUUCGAUUACGACAAAGAAAAAACCUUUUAACGUUGUCUCAUUAAACGGUAGAGCAGGAGAAGCUACGGUGAUUACAUCAUCCAGCCAACAACCAAAUUCGGGAUCAGCAUCUGCAAAUUUCAAACACCGUCGAUGGGUUUCGCAGCCGUCUCAAGGUUCACAGUCGUCAAAACAACAUUCGAUAGAAGAUGGGGGAAGCCACGUGGGCUCUGUGGGCGUUUCUGGAAGUACGACAUCAGUCCAACAACCUCGUCGGGUUAGUCCCGCGUCAGACCCAAAAGAAAUCAAUUCUUCAUCAACAAUUUCAAUUGGAACCAGGGAAAAAACAGAGAGGACGACAAGUGUUUCAAUUGUUCAUCUUCGCGGUACUUCUUCAGUGGAAUCCUGGGAAAGUCGACAAACGUCGAAUUUUUCGGGAAACAGGUCGAAGAGCUACAACCGUGCAAGUUCAAUACCAGCUUUAAAAAGACACGAAACACCUACGGCAAGUAGUGUAACUAUUGGGAAUACGUCUUCAUCGAGAAAUCAUAAUCGAUGUCAAGAACCGCAAAAUCAACGGCGACGUGAAGCAACGAAUUCAUUUCUCUCGGGAGGUCGCAGUACGUCAGGUGAACUAUUUGUCAGCGGGAAUUGUAGCAGAGAAUUAUCUCCGGUGCGCUGGUGUGACCACGAUGUAGAUGGAGUGUAUCUCGGGAGAUCUGGGUGGGUUCAAGUUCAGCAACGGUCCCUCGAUGAGAAUCGUAAGAUCAAAUACGAAAGCAAUCCCCAAGCGAAAUGUAGCGGAAAUAGCAGCGGAGUGACGGGUACUAUUCCACUCCCACGACGAGCAACUGUAAAACUUAUAGACUAUCACUGUAGCAACAGUGAACCAGGAAAACGUUCAGAAUAUUUAAGAAGUCAUACUUUAGAUUCCCACCGGCCAGAUUUCCUGAAGCUUCAUAGUACCGAAUAUGAAUCCCCGAGUGGAUGUGCUUCACCUCGCAGUAUUCCUGAGUCUUUCUCACCACCCUCAAUAACACCAAUCAUAUCACCACCGCCAGCCUUUCAAGACGCUCUUCAGAAAAGAGCAACACGUUCUUCACGAUUCAGUACUGCAUUUGGGAAGGCCCCUUUUCUUCCGCGAUCUAAUGCUAUUAUUGACAGUGAUCUCAUAAGUCCACCACCUUCACCGCUGGUUAAUAAGAACUGGUGUUCAUCAACAUCAUCGACAUCAAAAAAAACAUCUAACAUAUCCAGUAAAUCUCGAUCGAGAUGUCAGACGACGUCCCAAGUAUCCGGAAAUUCCGCUGUCGUCUUACAAUCAAAGCAAGACAGUAAACAAUCUCGACUUGCAUCAGCCAAAUCUUUGGAAGAUCAGUCAAGUACUCGAAGAUCACAAUUUGCUCAAAGAUAUUUUGAGUCUUCGUCAUCUUCUUCAUCUUCUAUGGGAUUUCGAAGUCUUGACAGUUGUGUCAACAGAAUUACAAUGCCGUGCUUAACAGAGAACACAGAUUCUUCAAUUGAAGGUUAUGAAGAUGGAGAUGAAGACGAUAAUCCGGAUUCAUUGUUAAAUAGGAUUUCUUCUCCGGGAACCAUUUUAGACUUUUCCCCGGAUGGGAUAAUAAUAAACCAUGAAAGAUUAUCACCAUCUGGACGGCAAUCGCGCUUAGGGCGCAGUCAGCAAACAUCACGGAGGUCACCAGGUUCUUCUGAUGGGGGUAAAUUAUCUUUUGAUUCUUAUUCAUCGUCUUCAUCAUCUAUAAAUAGUAUUGAACGGACAGAAAGAUCUCCAACACCUAAUAACUUCAAACGCUCGAAUCAAUCCCGACAACAGCAUCAAGGAUUUCGGGGUACUCUUGCACUAUCUCCAGACUCACUGCAAGCUUCCAGAGUUCGGCGUUCUAAAAGUCUUCAAUUACCCGAAAAACGAUCCCCAGGAUCUACCAAUCAUCAGCAACAAUCAUCAAGAGAGCAUUAUCACGAAGCAAACGAUUCCAAUAGAGUCGUUGUAAAAAUGAUCAACGACAAAAGUGUGGAAAGAACUAAAAAACAUUCAAUGCCAAAUCGCAAAACUCAGUCAACAGAAGAAACGGUAAACGUUGAAAUUCAUCGUGAACCAGAAACAGUCACAGAAUAUCUUUACGGUACAAGAAGCAGACCAAUGACAAGAAAUAUUCAAUCAGGACGUUACGAUAAUCGGGAAGACAAAAUUGAUCGGCGAAGCACAACAGGCGCAUGCGACGUGUAUUUUAUUUCAGCAAAACAGCCACGUCAAAAACAGCCAGUAGUAAAUUACAGUCAGCAGCAGCAGCAGCAAAAGUCAUCUAACAGACCAUCAAGAAUACUUCAACGAGGGGUAACAACUCCAAAUACAAAUUCAUCAGUCAUACCUUCGGAGUCCAAGAUACGAUGUAAUACGAGCACUUGUAACUUUUGGCCUCACUGUACCCAGCGGGAGACUCUCUACUCACCUAAUCUGAGUCAAACUAGUAUGAAAUUAUCUCAAAGCUAUCCAUCCCAUCGUCGAGUAUCUACUGACAAUAUUAUCAAUCAUACUAGCCGAGAUCGUGACAGUGCUUGUUCUUCUCCAGCAGCUCUAGAUGUAGUCGAGGAUCGAGACAUGAGGAAAUCUCGUCAACGAGGAGAAUAUUAUCCUCCACUGUCGAAACACGAAGAACGUGGACCUAAAAGUGUUUUGAAACAAACUCGAAAGUCUCCUGUAGGCUCACCCAAUGAAUUAGAUCAAAUUACACGAUGGGAAUAUCGAAAUACUCAUGGUGAUAAUAUAAGCCGACGUGUGUCACCAAUACAAUCAAAAACAAUUAGAAGAUCACCUAACGGUGGAGGUAAUUCAUCUGUCACUAAUUCAUCAUCCUCAAGCAGUGACAUCUGGGUGACAACCUCUGACAGAACAGUGACGAAGAGUCCAAAGAAUCCUAAGAGCAGUGGAGGAUCAACUCCUAUAGAUGAUGGAAUAACAGGAUCAUUGAAAACUCUUUUAGAUCCUCAACCCGAUUUAUCAAGACCUGGAAGUGCACCAGCAAAAAGAGAAAAUUCCCCUGAAGAAGUAAAACAUCUUGAGCCUCAUCAAAGAUCAUCUUCUUUGCCGAAAUCCUUUUUAACACAUGAAUCAAGCGCUGAUGGAGAUGAGUUGUCCUCAGCUAAACACUGUACCGAAGGCUCAAAACGAUCAACGCCAAGUCCUCGGUUAAAACCUGAUGACUUGUCUUUCCCUCAUACAGCUCCUGGUUCACCAUCUCACGGUCAUCAUUCGAUUUCUCGAGAGACAUCGACAGAAAGAAGACGGAAAACUCUCGGAAUAAGUCGUAAUCAAAGACGUAUUAAAGCUUCCAGUACUCCGGCUCUUCUUGACCGAGACGAAAGUCAAUUAUGGUCAAGUAAUGUAAAUCAGUACGCCAAUGACGACGCACCUCGAAGACGAGAUUUAAAUACAGAGCAUCCGUUAGUAGAAGCUUCAAUUCCACUCAUACAACACCCACGGCUUCAGAAAGAAUCUAGCAAUAGUAGCACACACAAUGAAGCUCAAUCAUAUUCUUCUAAAGAUGGUUUAUCCCAGAAUCAGCACGAAAGUGUAAUUCAAAAAUUUCGAAAAAGUUUUUCAUUGAGAUUUCAUAAACGUGGAAGUAAAGAAGGAAGUACUGAAGUUGAUGGGCAUCCUAAUGUUCUUAUGCCUCCUGAAAAUGAUAGAGAUUCAUCUUCAAUAACAUGCAUCAAUGUAGAAGAUCAUAGAGAAUCUGUUCCAACAAUCGAACAACAUAAAGAAGAUUAUUCCGAUCAAAAAUUUCGAUUUGGGCCGCUCGUCUGGCGAACAAGUAAAGAGAGAAAAAAAAGCAAUAAAGCCGCUCGCAAUGCUAAAUGCAAUAGUGGUGACAGUGGGAUUCAAAUUGAGAUAACUGGAGGACCGUCCACUGAAGGCAGUAGUGCCGGAAAUCAUGGUGCUGGUGAUAGUUCUGAAUCACACGACACUGAUGUACCAGAUGAAACCGAUAGUCCUCCAGCUCUCCGUCGCCGAGUUAAUGAAAAAUCUCGGCCACAGUCUGAGCUCAUUAACCAAAUACUUAUCGAUAAAUUCAAGACGGAUAUUCAACAAAAUCGUUCAUCGCGGCAAUACAACGUAAGAAGAACAAACAGUGAUCUUGGUGGACAAAGGCUAUUCCAAUGGGACAACAGAUCCUACGGUGGUCAAUUAUAUUACAGAAGAAUGUUGUCAACACCGUCGCCCAUUAAGUCACGACCUCCAAGGCUGAGUCCGAGACACUCCUCUCAUGACAUCGUUACACUAAGAAGUAACGCAAGAGGGAGAAACUCUCGGACAAAUUUAAGACGAUCAUUGAGUCAACCACUCGGGAUAAAUCAAUUAUCUCCGUUGAUGCGCACCAAAACUCCAGGUGCAAAAUUUCCCGGUGGUAACGUCCUGUCAGAAGAUGAGCAGGAUUUAAAAUCAGGGGGUAGCGGUGGUACUGGCGUUAUUGGAACAUCCGAUGAUGAUAUGAUGUCUGACUCAGAGUCGUCGAUUGCUUCAUUCUCAGAGAUAAAAAAAUCAUUUGAACACCCGAUGGAUGAAGAAAUCGCAAUACUUGCUGAAGCUGUUUGGGAUCAUGUAGCAAUUGAACCUGAAGAACUUGCAUUUAGAGCUGGAGAACUCAUUGACGUACUUGAUACAUUAGAUAAAGAUUGGUGGUGGGGUUGUUGUAGAGGAGAACAUGGCUGGUUUCCCGCGGCAUUUGUCAGGUUGCGAGUAAGUCAAGAAGAGACUGUAGAAGAUUGUCUGGCAGCGAUGGCUUCUGGUGCAUCAUCGAGCUCUCAGUCUAGACGAAGGACUAGUAUAUCCCUACUCUCAAAUGAACAAGUACGAAGUAGCGUAGUACGUGAACUUGUACAAACUGAACGUGAUUUCGUUAAAGUGUUACGUGAUGUUACGGAAGGUUACAUCGCUGAGUGUCGCCGGCGUAUUGAUAUGUUUACUGAGGAUCAAAUAGAAACUAUUUUUAUAAAUAUCGAAGAUCUUCUAGAAUUUCAAACAGAAUUUCUUAAAGAUCUCGAGGCACGCAUAGAUUGGAAUGCAGCACACAAAAGCUGCGUUGCCGAAUGUUUUCUUAUUCAUCGUAACGGGUUUAGAAUGUACUCGGAAUAUUGCAACAGUCAUCCAAUGGCAAUUGUAACGCUUCAAGAACUUUAUCGUCACAAUCGAUACAGCAAAUUUUUUGAAGCCUGUAGAUUGAUGCGCGGUCUCAUCGAAAUUCCUCUUGACGGUUAUCUUCUCACGCCUGUUCAAAGAAUUUGCAAGUAUCCACUGCAGCUUGCUGAGUUGCUUAAGUAUACCAAAGUCGAUCAUCCGGAUUAUCAUAAAAUACGGGAAGCGUUGGAUGCAAUGCGUGCCGUUGCAGUUCUCAUAAAUGAACGGAAAAGACGGAUGGAAAGCUUAGAGAAGCUCGCAGCCUGGCAACUGAGAGUUGAAGGAUGGGAGGGUGAGGAUCUCAUAGAAGUGUCAUCUCAGCUAAUUUUUCAAGGUGAUGCUGUGAGAGUAACCACUGGAAUGUGGACUAAUAACAUCACUCUCUUUUUAUUUGAUCAUCAACUUGUCUAUUGUAAGAAAGACAUUCUGAAACGUGAUACGUAUAUAUAUAAAGGUCGGAUUUAUUUAGAUACUAGUGAGGUGAUUGAUGUUCCUGAUGGCAAAGACCAUCAACUUGGUGUCACUGUAAGACACUGCCUCAAAAUAUAUAGUUGUGUGCGGGAUAAAUGGCUACUCUUUUGCUGCAGAACAGCUGAAGAUAAACGCAAAUGGCUUGCUGCCAUGGCAGAAGAACGAAGGCUCGUUGAAAAAGAUCGCAAUGAAGGAUUAGAGUUUCCUACCGCUGCAAGACAACUUGCUCGAUUAGCUGCAACAAGACAGCAACACCGUAGACCACCAAUGAAACCUCGCAAUAAAACAUAUAAGAGGGAAACAUACGAGAUGCCUGCAUUCCAAUCUAAUACAUCAAAUUCAUUGGGCCGUAAAGUCGGAACGUGGUUUACUUUCGGCAGCGGGAAAAAAGGAAUCCGAUUGCGGCCAUCUUGAGCCAGGCCUACCUUCGUACCAUACAUUGACUUAUGAUGAAUAAAAAAAAACUUUGAUCUUUAUAAUGACAAAGUUUAUUUGUUACAAGCUAUUGUAAUUUUUAUAAAGUUAAAACUUUAUGUAUGGCACGAAGGUUUGUAUACUUUCCAAUAUUGCCAAAUAAUAGAAAACAUACUUCGU
Molecule: messenger RNA, 7390 nt
Organism: Microplitis mediator
Lineage: Eukaryota; Metazoa; Arthropoda; Insecta; Hymenoptera; Braconidae
Gene: RhoGEF3
Exons: 20
Coding region: 773-7210 (2145 amino acids)
Biological process (GO): intracellular signal transduction
Cellular component (GO): cytoplasm
Molecular function (GO): guanyl-nucleotide exchange factor activity; protein binding
Source: RefSeq, a predicted model, not a curated record